AUGCCGUCCCUUGAGUAUGAAGGCACCAACUACUGCUGCAAAAGGAUACUUGCCGGCUGCGUUUGCCUCGGUGCCGGAGCGGCAGUGCUCCUUCGAUCCAGCACCCUCAGCUUCAGCUACGGCUACGGUAUCCACCUUACAAGUACCGACAGCGAUGCCGCGAGCAACACCGUAUGGCACGGCAUGGAGCGAGAUGGCGAGGGAGAAAGCAAACCUGUCGACUCUGCGGUGUCGCCGCGGCCCUUCGCAACGAUGCUGCCGAUCAAAGCGACGACAGUGUCGCCGUGGCCCUCCACUACGAGGCUGCCUGCCAAGAAGACGACUUCAAUCGGCACUUCGAUUUGCAAUGCCACCAGGGAAUGUGGUACAUGGGUGAGGACACAAGAACCGAAGUUUCAGAGCCAGCAAAUUGGAGGACAACCAUUCUACAAUAAGCACAUCGUAAUGAUUGGGGACUCACGGAUGCGGUACCAAUAUUUGUCCCUGGCUUACUUUUUCACACACGGUGCUUUUGCCACAGGAAACGAUUUCACUUUUCUGAUUAAUGCAAAGCAGUUCACGGAGAAGCUUGCUGAGCCAUGGAAUUUCUGGUUCAAUAAGACGAACCACGUCUUGAAGCACGAGCUGUGCAACUGCUACCGACCAAAGGGCAGUCUGGCCAAUGCUGUGGAGAAUCGGUAUUACCGCCAUCCCGACAAGAUGGUCUCGGUCACAUACUUGCAAAAAUACGGGCCGGCUUUGAUGCAAGGGCACUGGCAUUCUGACGGCACAAGCAUCGACUUGUGCAACUGUCAGUGUGGGCCCAGAGCAUGCAACCCCUUGAUCGAAACUCCGAAGUGGACUGCGAAAAACAUGUCCCAGCUCGCGAGGAUCGUCGCGGAUUUGAAGCCUGACUACUUGGUGUUGCAACCGGGAUGGGAGGAGUUCCAAGCCUGGUCGACGGAUGAUUUGUUCCGGUUUUUUUCGCUGGUUCAAAAUUCCUGCCCGGCCGCGCAGCUGUACUUUAAAACUCGGCUUAUCAAAUCAACAGAGGAUGCCGCUGGCUUCCUUUCAUGGGCCAAUAGCUACUACAGGGACAUGUACAAAAGGCUGAAUUUCUCGCAGCACGGCUGGCAUAUGUGGGAUGUUUCGACCAUUACGGCAUCGUGGAAGGCUAAUGACACGAAAGCCACCUUCAUGUGGGAUCAGUGGCAUUACAGCCUUGCAUCGAACAACGCGCUGAACAGGUUCAUGUUGCAGACUCUUUUUGGUGUCGAUGUGCAGCAACUUGGCGACAGCACGGACGCUGCAAAGGAGUCGGUCGCAACCAACAACCACGCCACCGGCGUGGACUUGAUGGACAUCUCGAAUGCUGACCCAGAUGUGGCGGCCAUGUCCACUGAUGCGCUCGAAACCCUGCAGGAGGCUGCGGUUCGGUUGUACGAGAUCGUGGUGCGGCCUGCAGAAACUGAGCCCUCGUACGGGAACGUGCCCAGCAGCGGCACGAUCUUUGGGACUCGAGCGCCGGAGGUGGACGUGGAGCAUGAGAUAAGUGCCCUUGGCAACGUGUCCUCAAAUGGCGACGACUCCGGUGAGUUGUCAACCUUCAGGAAACAGACCCCUGCGUUCGCCGCGAAGGUAAGCUCGGACAUGGACAACAUGGACCAUUCUGGUGACAGCGUGUGGAAUGGAACCUCCUCGGGCAGUGACUACGGCAAGUCGAGCAGGUCCAGGAGAAUGUCUCAAAGGCUCACCAUGACGACGCGGAAAUCGACGGCGAACAUGGACAAGUGGCGAAAGCGCUUGCAGAAUGCAAAGUCCACGGCCUUCAAGCAGCGGCUGCGCGUCAGCGGCGUCACCAGCGUCGUUGGCAUUCUCUUGGAGGUUGCCUCAGCUAGCUGCUUCCUCAUUGUGUCUGAAACACAUGCAGCCUACGGCGACGACGAUGAGGAGCACGUAGGUGAUCUAUUCCGGUCUCUGUCGUUGACGUUUCUUUUACUUGGCUUGGUGGCCUUCCUUCUCGCGCUGCUCCCCACCGACCGCCGGGCGGUGCCCGUCGGCGCGACCAUCCUGAUAGUCAUGAUCAUCAUUUGGGUCAGCAUUGCAGUGAACUUCUCGGUGAACCUCCUCUUGCAUCCUUACACGGCGGAUGACACGAAGGAGAAGCCUGGCUACCCGAUAGUCGAAGGUUGCAUUGCCCUCACUCUGGCCUCUGCUGGUCUGUGCACUGCGGUGUACUUGAUCCACGAGGUGACCUGCCGGCGGAGGAUGCCCAAGCGCCUGCUCGCACGAAUGUGGCAUGCCUGUGGUGUAUUCUUCCUCAUCGUGGCGGUAGGGACAGGCACCUAUGUCGUCUUCGAGUGCAUCCGCAGCGGUGCGGAUGGCCUUUACUACGUGUCGGCGAUGAUGACCGCUUGCAUGUGCGCACGCGUCGCCCGCAAUCCAGACUUCCGGCCAUGGGUUCAGAGCUACCUCGGCAGCCGUGCCGAAGCUGCCGGCUCAGCUGCGGCCGUAGCCGCGCUUGUUGGGGACAGCUCCGUCGACAAGGUGCUGGAGAUGGCCAGGAUGCAUUUUCACACCGUCCGGGCAGAUCAGAUCUGCUUCGAGGAUGCCUCGGGCUAG
Symbiodinium sp. CCMP2592 is the source of this 2601-nucleotide messenger RNA. NCBI's taxonomy places the organism in Eukaryota, Dinophyceae, Suessiales, Symbiodiniaceae. The record is from the annotation of a GenBank genome assembly.